Molecule: messenger RNA, 780 nt
Organism: Rotaria sordida
Lineage: Eukaryota; Metazoa; Rotifera; Eurotatoria; Philodinida; Philodinidae
Source: the annotation of a GenBank genome assembly
AUGCUGAUGAUUGUCACAACUUUACGUAAUCGUGAUAAUGAAAUUAAACAUUUAAAAUUAACUCUUCGUCAAGUACGAGAUAAAUUAACAUCAGGUCAAUUAUCUCAUGAUAAUCGUUGGAAAAGUUGUAGUGAAGAUAUUGGACAAAAUUUAUCCACUAGAAAAUUAAAUCGAUCUUCAUCUCCAAAAAAACGUUGUACAUCUCCUCCAGUUCGUGAUAAUACAUUAUCACCUCCAUUAGAUAUUACAUAUUUAAAAACAAAAAUUCAUACAUUAACAGAUCGUUUAGAAAAUGUUCAACAAUUACUUGUUCAACGUGAUGAACAAAUAUCUACAUUAAAAAAAGUUCAUGAUAAACGUUGGUUACGUCUUAAACAUUUACAAAAACAAUAUCGUUCACUUAAAGAUGAAUUACAAUCUUAUACUGACGAUGAAUUAAUACAAAAACAAACAAAAAAUGAUUAUUUUUAUGGUAAAGCUAUAAGAAAAACUAGAUCUGGUUGUUCUGUAUGUCAUAAUCAACGACAAAGAAAACAAAUAGGUAUAAAUAAAAAAAUAUUUAAACAAGAAGAUGAUGAUAAUGUUUGGAAUGAAAUAACAAAAUUAAAACGUGAAAAUACAAGAUUAAUUAAUGAAAAUUUAAGUUUAAAUGAAAAAAUUGAUUUACAAGAAGUUGAAAUAAAUGAACAAACAAUUGUUAUUAAUGAACUUCGUAAUGAAAUUCAAUUAUUAAAUAAUAAAAAUGAACAAACUCAAUUAAAAAUUUCAUCAUCAUCAUUA